UGUAGGUAUGUGUUCUACUAUGAGGUAAUAAUAUAAUUAUUUUUGUUUUUAUUAUUUUACAUUGUAUUUACAUUUCCUAAUGAUUAACCCAUAAAAACAGUCCAAAAUUGCUUGGAAUCAAAUCUUUUAAUGCUAAUGCUUGUGAAAGUUAAAAACAUUUUGUUUACUUUCUAUUGUUAGCAUUUCAGAGAUACAGGGUUUUGCCAUGACAGACACAGUGCAUUUUGCAAAACAAGUAAAUACAUGAAUUAUAUAUGCUCCAAGUUUGAUAGCAUUAACAAUACUGUCAUUACAUGUAAGCAUACAUCUUUGAAAUUCAGGGGAAAAAACAAAAGCUGAACCUGCCUUAAUGUGGAAGCCUAUUAAACUGCAUGUCCGUGUUUUGUUUAUUUUAAAGUCAUGGACUAAAAUGUUAGUGGAUUGUAAGCUCUUUGUUAGCCCCACUGUUUAUGACUGCAGUAUUAUACUUCCUCUAGGCAUCCUGGCUUCAUGGUGCCACAUUUCAAAAGUGAUGUGUUAAUAAAUGACACACUUUUGUGUUGUGUGUUUCAGUAUGUUUUGCGUUGUGUUCUUGUCUGUUAAAAAUAGGGAUGCAUGACAAUAUCGGAAACAAACUGACAAAGAAAUACUUCACAAAAAAAUGGUUUUCAGACAGAUUAAGGCUUGACUGAUAUUUUAGACCAAUAUUUGGCUACAUACUUAUUGUACUUUGGAAAUGAAGAAUGUAAAUAUUUUUGUUUAGUCAUUUUAUUGCAUUUGUAACCCUUAAAAAAUAAGUGUUAUAUUUCUCUGUAAUGCCAAUACAGCUAAAUGUAGUCCAAAUUUCCACAUUUUGUAAAUGGUUAUAAAUCUAUCUGCCGAUAUGUACUUGAAAAAUAUCAGAAAGUGAGCAAAAAUCCACCUGUUUUUCACAAUUUUUGGAUUAUGAAAUCAUUAAGAUAUAAACAAUGUUUUUCAGAGUGGUUUGGUAUGAAAUGUGCCAUUCCAAAGAACCUACCAAGUCAGUGGUGAUAAACCGGACAAUCUAAGUUUUUAUGCUUCUUAAAGCUACCGCACAGAAAGCUGGUAUACAAAUGAGUAUGUUUCCUGAUGUCUUAGAUGUUUAAGUUUUCCAAUAGUUUUGAUAAUAGAAUUUUGGCCUAAAACAUGUAUUUUUACUCUUUUCAUGGCAGAGGGGUACAUGAAGCGUGUUUUAAGAUGAAAUAAUACCCUCAAAAAAACUUUUUCAGGAUUUAGCACUACUUCACCAUCAGUAUUAUGAUGAGAUGGCUGUAUUUGCAUUAAAGACUCCUGGUACCUAUCCUCACCAUUCUAAAAUAAACUGAUUCAGUAAGUUGCACCAAUGCACUAUUUCAAAUUAAAUCAUUCUGAAAAUAAAUGUAAUGCUUCAGUACACCUUACAGGAAGUGUAUUAUGUUGGCCAGGCUGUGUUAUACAUAUUACAGUUGGCUUAUGUGUUACAUAUUUCUUGUUUCAAUAUAAUUGCGUUUGGACUGCAUUAGCCUCAUUUGUGUAGUCAUCCUGUGAUCAGUUGCUUUGGCGGUGCUCUAUGAAAAGCAGUAAGUGCGAAUAAAGCAUUUAUUGAGCAUAUUGGAGUGGGUAGGAGUUGGUGGAUCUGGGUAGAAUUCUGGAGAAAGUAGCUGACCUCCUGCUGCUGCGUUCAUGUGCAGGCAUGUGAGAUGGAGAGGGUGGAUGGGGAGGGGCUGAAGCGUGGGUGAUGAUGUCAGGGAAUGUGAGGGGCAUGAAGGAGGGUAAAAAUCUUUUAUUUUUGUGUUUGAAUGAGGGAAGUGUUUGAAAGAAGCCUAUGAGAAACAGUGAAAGAGAAUGAAACAUUUGCUUAUCUUUGUAUCUAAAAGACUGAAAACUUGAUGUGAGAAACAUGGAUCUAUAUGUAUGUGAGCGUGUCUGGCAAAGAGAAGGGGAUGCCUCCACUUGUGUUUCUGCAUCUGCUUACUGGCUGGAGUGAAAAGUGGGUGGAGCUUUCCCCUGCUGCAGCAGCAUGGACUGGAAGGGAGGGAGAGAAAGAGCACGAAUGCAUCAUUGCCACUGAGAAAGAGAGAGAGAGGGAGGGAGGCUGGCUGUGCUCUCUGCAUCGCGCCACUCUCCCCCUCAUUUCCAUUCCAGACGCUGGCUUCUCUCAGGAGAGCCCCUCUCUCCGUUUGAAAUGCCAAUCACCGCUGGCCGUGCCUUCAUCCUCGAUCACACACGCUUUCCCAGUGUAACGGCAGCGUGCGAGAACCCAGAGAGCAUCGAGGAGAUUUCCCGCUCUUCUUCGACUGACUGAAGUUACUGUGGGAUAGAAAAAACGGCAUCUGGAUGACUCUGGAUUUUUGUCCUGUCUGAGGAUGGCGAGGUUUUGACUGUCCUUUGUUCUUCUUAUGCGUUCUAACGUUUGGACUAAUCACCAUUAAGAGUACAAAUGGGGACUAUCUAAUCAGAGUGCUGAGAACUUCACUUCCUCUGUCUUUUUCUGUACUCUGACUCCCUCCUUGAACAUCCUGGGCUUGGCAUUGGACUGCCCUGCUCUAGUGCAGCUGUGACUCUCCUAGUAAAGACGAAGAAGAACGGGAAGAACGAGGAAGGCUAGGGCAAAUGCGGGGGGCGCUGGUACAUCCUGUGUUGCUGGGGGUUUGAAGCCUGUCUUGCCUCUGUUCUGUGUUUCGUUGAAGGCUUUUGUGGCUAUGAUAGACAUUUAGUAAGUCUGUGUGAAAGGAUUCCUGUAGACUGCACGGACCUGCGUCUCAUAUUGCUGCUGAGAUGGCAGACGGCCGGCAUGGGUACGUCUCUCCUGUCUGCCAGAGAAAGCUGCACACUGGCCAGCCUUUGCUGAGCUAGGCCCCUUGAGGAAGCCUUCCUAGCGCACCUUCAAACAAGAUGAACUCAACUGAGCUAAACCAGAGCACCGUGACCUUCUGCCUGCUGGACGUUGGCUACUCUCAAAUCUUCAACACCUGCCUGCUGGAAGUUGCUGUCAUCCUUUUCCUUACAGUGCUCAUCAUCUCUGGCAACCUGGUAGUGAUUUUCGUAUUCCACUGUGCCCCGCUGCUCAGCCACCACACCACCAGCUCCUUCAUCCAGACUAUGGCAUAUGCCGACUUGCUGGUGGGGGUCAGCUGCCUCAUCCCGUCCUUGUCCUUGCUGCACCAUUUGGAGGGACUAGACGAGGAACUCACCUGCAAGGUCUUCGGUUACAUGGUGUGCGUCCUGAAGAGCGUCUCCAUGACCUCACUAGCAUGCGUUAGCGUGGACCGCUAUGUGGCGAUCACCCGGCCACUCUCCUAUGCGGCGCUGGUGACACCUUGCCGUCUACGAGCCUGCAUUGCUCUCAUCUGGAUCUACUCUGCCCUCAUCUUCCUGCCCUCCUUCCUUGGCUGGGGCAAGCCAGGAUACCACGGGGAUGUAGUCGAGUGGUGCUCAUCUUCCUGGUCCACCCAGCCACUCUUCACCGCUUUCAUCGUGGCAGCGUUGUAUGCACCCGCGGCCCUCACUGUCUGCUUCACUUACGCCCACAUCUUCCGCAUCUGCCGCCAACACACCCGGCAGAUCAGCGAGCGCCGGGCACGGUUUGGGCCACAGGAGCCUGAACCAGGUGAACAAACUUGUCCUGACAAGCGCUACGCCACCGUGCUCUUCCGCAUCACCAGUGUCUUCUACCUGCUGUGGCUGCCGUACAUCAUCUACUUCCUGCUGGAGAGUGCAGGAAUAUACCGUCAUCCUGCUGCCUCCUUUCUGACUACAUGGUUGGCCAUCAGCAACAGCUUCUGCAACUGCCUCAUCUACAGCCUGUCCAACAGCGCCUUCCGAAAAGGCCUCAAGCGCCUUUGUCUGCUCUGCCUACAGCGCUCAGACACAACCAAGAAGCCCCUGGGAGCUCUGCAGGCCCCUGCUCGACCAGCCUGUCACGUUUAG
Colossoma macropomum (tambaqui) is the source of this 3909-nucleotide messenger RNA. RefSeq names its product probable G-protein coupled receptor 21. Gene Ontology annotation, cellular component: membrane. The record is from RefSeq and is a predicted model, not a curated record. Gene Ontology annotation, biological process: G protein-coupled receptor signaling pathway. Gene Ontology annotation, molecular function: G protein-coupled receptor activity. The transcript has a single exon. Bases 2875 to 3909 code for a protein of 344 amino acids. NCBI's taxonomy places the organism in Eukaryota, Metazoa, Chordata, Actinopteri, Characiformes, Serrasalmidae.